Emiliania huxleyi CCMP1516 is the source of this 198-nucleotide messenger RNA. RefSeq lists its product as hypothetical. Lineage: Eukaryota; Haptophyta; Isochrysidales; Noelaerhabdaceae. The coding region runs from base 1 to 198 and encodes 65 amino acids. The transcript has 2 exons. The record is from RefSeq and is a predicted model, not a curated record.
AUGAAGGUGGUGGAGCUGAAGGAGGAGCUGGGCGAGCGUGGCGAGGCCCUCUCGGGCAACAAGGCGUGGCUGCGCCGCCGGCUGCACGCCGCUAUAGCGAGCGAGGAUUUGGAGACCGCGCUGCGGGCGCCGCCGGAGAGCAGAAUGAUACCCUCAGACUAUGCGCAUUACUCGCUCGAGGAGGGCGUGCUGCAGUGA